GUGUAACCGAUCAAUCAUAUGUUUUUAUACUUAAUUUCAAACCUUGCUUUUAUUGAAUUGCUUCAAGUUUACUAUUUAAUUACGUGAUUUCAAUUAAUUUGGUUCUUAUUUAUUUGAUCUUAACGCUAUCAUGGUUCGUUUAGGGCUUGGAAGUGACCUUUAUAACGGUGAAAUGUGGGAAAACCUUUUACUUACGGAUCCUCGACUCGAGAAGCUUUCUGGUAAUUUGAAAAGCUUCUUUGAUGGUAAAAGAGGUGCUGCCAAUUUAAUCACUUUUGAUGACAAUUUACUUUGCAUCUGGGACAAUCAAGAACAACAAAUCUACUGCCUUGUUAUGAAAGAUUUUAAGCUAGUUAAUGUCCAAAACUUGAUGCCAACAAACGCACCUUUAUUUGAUGUGGACGCUUUGGUUAUGUCGCCUGAUGGCAGACAUCUUGCUCUUCAAGGACCAAGAGGUAUCAAUAUAAUGGAAUUACCUAGAAAAUUUGGUUCUCAAAAUUCAUACGAAAGUGGAAAAAGCUCAAUCCUUUGCAGGACCAUUGGCCUUGCUGAAAGAUUUUUUGUCUGUAAUCAGCAAAUUGCAAUUUUGGAGACUCGUUGGCAUCCAGGAUCACCCUCAGGAUCAUCUCAUAUUGCAAUCCUUACCAAUGAUGAUUGUAUUCGCAUUUAUGAUAUUUCAAGCCCACAUAUAUGUUUCCAAGAAAUUAAAUUAAGCGAUCCAUCUAAUUCAGAGGUGAAAUAUUCUUCAUACAAGUUUGCCUCAUCUCUUGGUCAAAUUGCAGUUAGCUUUGAUUUUGGUCUACCAAUUGAUAAAAGGCUCACCAAACAAGACAACAGCAAUGAAACUUUUGCCUCUUCAGCAAGUGCAGCUACAUCUCAAGCAAAUACAGCAACAAACACAACUCUGAUUGAAGAAGAUUCCUGUAUAUGGCCAAUUUACGUUCUUAAAGGAAAUGGUGAUGUUUUGCUUGUCUAUAAUGAUCUUCACAAUACUUACUUAUCCAAACGGAUUUUGGGUCCAUUGACAAUGAGACCACCGGCAGAAGAUAAUUACGGUGUCGAUGCUUCCAGUAUCAUUUGUCUUGAUUGUGCACCAACACUAUUGGCUAUUGCCACCUCAUCAGGAAUGAUUUACCAUUGCUUAGCAUUGGAUAAUCCAGAGGUGAUUGAUGAUAAUGGAGAAACUGGUCAAGGUCUUGAAAUUCGUUCAAGUACAUUUAUUGGACAAAAUGAUGAUUUGCUUCUCAAUCUUGCAGAUGAAACUGUUUCAUCUCUUGUUUCAAAAUCCCGUUACCCCAAUGCCUCCAAUAUCAACCCAGGCUUAUCCCGUUUAUUCACCAAUCCUCCAACACUGUUUGUCGUUGAAAGUUUAGAGCUAGUUUUAACACUUACUUCAGUCAAUGAUCAAGAUGACUCUUCGCCUUUACGCCUAAUCCGUCCUGCAGCCAAUCCUCAAAUAUACUUUUGCUCUCAUGAAGCCGGUGUUCACAUCAUCAACAUACCUUUUCUUAAUCGACUCAAAUCAUGUGAAUUCUCUUCUCUCGAUGAUAUUGAACAAAGCAUCAUUGAACAUCUAAUUUGCACAAAACCCAUUGCAGCACCAAGCUCAUUCGUUCCAAUGUGCAUUCCCUUAGGUGUUGCUCUAGUAGCACGUCGUGGCUUCUACUCUGUUGCUGUGCUACUCUCAACCGGUGAAAUACUCACUCAAAGGUUGUCAUCAGUUCACUAUAAAUAUGUUGGAUUCACCGAUGAACCUGAAUCUAAAUCAAAUCUGGACGACUCAAUUAGCUUUAAUGUGCACAUCAAUCAAAUCUUGAAAAGAUCAAUGAAUGCUCCUCACAUCAAGUCCGAGUCCAACAAGGAACCAAGUAAAUCAGAUUGUCUCCAAAUGUUGCUCAAUACAACCGAUAUUUUAAGAAAAGAAUAUAUCGCUCGAAUGGAAAAGGCGACCGAAGUUUUGGUCAAACGAGCGUCAACUUUAAUUGCCAAUAAAAAGCUACAAUUGGAAGAGAUUGAAAAACUUUCAAGUGAAAAAGAUUCCAUAAUUUCAGAUAUUAAUGCAACCAGCAUCAAGUUUGACGAAACAUUGGAAAGGCAAGAGAAACUUUCUCAGCGAGUUGAAAGAAUUUUGGAAUCCAUGCAAUCCCAUCAAAACCAUUUAUCGGAAGCCGAACGAACCUGUCAAAAGGAAUUGGAUGAGAUAAGCCAAUCAAUUGAUCGCUAUUGUAACCGUUUGGAUCAAGUUAGGUUAAAGUUUAAAUAUCAAAAUGAAUUAAAAGAAAGCGAAGCCACCAAAGGUAAAGGAGAAGAUGAACGAAAAAUGAAGUCUUCCAUAAUUUCCCAUCAAGUAGUUGGAGUUAAAAAAAUUUUAACCUCACAAAGCGAAGCUAUUCAACAACUUGUAAGCCAAGUAAAUGGAUUGAAACAACACUUUUCCCAGAUCAAAUUGUUAACAUGAUUAUGUGUUCAUCUGAAUAGAUGAUAUUUCCUAAUAAAAAGAUGAUUUUUCAUUUUUUUACAAAUUGUAGGCUCGCUCAAAGCCAAGCAAGUAAACUGUGAAACAGCAAAAAAACCAUUUUUUACUCAACAAACAAAAGUUGAAAUUUUUGAAAAAUUGUUGUUUCCCGUGAAAAUGAGAAAAGGCGAAAAAAAUUUUACCCAAUCUUGAUCUCACUCCUUUAUUCCCUUCUUCAACCCUUUAACUUCAUUAUUAUUAAUACAAAUUUACACAUGUAAUAUGCUGUAACAUUUCUUAUAAAACAA
Messenger RNA from Tetranychus urticae (two-spotted spider mite), 2763 nucleotides. It is a transcript of the gene mbo, whose product is annotated as Nuclear pore complex protein Nup88. Gene Ontology annotation, molecular function: structural constituent of nuclear pore; protein binding. NCBI's taxonomy places the organism in Eukaryota, Metazoa, Arthropoda, Arachnida, Trombidiformes, Tetranychidae. The record is from RefSeq and is a predicted model, not a curated record. Gene Ontology annotation, biological process: protein import into nucleus; ribosomal small subunit export from nucleus; mRNA export from nucleus. Gene Ontology annotation, cellular component: nuclear pore.